This is a messenger RNA of Drosophila willistoni, 5694 nucleotides long. RefSeq names its product dual 3',5'-cyclic-AMP and -GMP phosphodiesterase 11 (gene Pde11). The coding region runs from base 146 to 4516 and encodes 1456 amino acids. Gene Ontology annotation, biological process: signal transduction. NCBI's taxonomy places the organism in Eukaryota, Metazoa, Arthropoda, Insecta, Diptera, Drosophilidae. The transcript is spliced from 16 exons. The record is from RefSeq and is a predicted model, not a curated record. Gene Ontology annotation, molecular function: 3',5'-cyclic-GMP phosphodiesterase activity; 3',5'-cyclic-AMP phosphodiesterase activity; protein binding.
GGAAUUCAACAAAAUUGAGUCUUCAACGAAAACAACAACAACCAUCAAUAAAUAUAAUUUACGUUACGCGGCAGCAUUGCUUAAGGUCGACAAAAUUAAAUUCAUUAAAACGGAGGGUUUAACAUUUGCGUUGCUGGCGGGCCCCAUGGGCCAAGCGGCAAGUAUGUGUCGAUUUCGUGGUUGUCGCUACAAAAAUAAGAACAAGAGCAACAAGCAGCAGCAACAACAACAGCAGCAGCAACAGCAGCAGCAGCAAACACCAACCCCAAUACACAGUUCCCCCCACCACCAACAACAACAGUCUGAAAUAUCAGCAGCAUCAUCCACAACAACAGGUCUGCAUUUGCGCAGCAUUGAGGAACCCGCGACAACGCCAUUGCAGCUAGCUGCCAGGAUGCCCGCGGAGCAGGGGGGCACAGGGUACGGUGUGAGUGAGCACAGUCUGCUACUUGCCACACGCUCGGGUGUCCCCCUGCCGCUAACACAGCAACAACCACUACCUGCCCACUAUCAACUAACCAGCAAUAAUCAUCAUAACUCUGGUGGAGCUGGCGGAGGUUCCUCCUAUAUACCAUCAACCUCCUGCUCAUCAGCAAUAGCUGGCAGUCAUCAACAACAGCCGCUCGCUCCCUCCCAGCAGCAGCAGCAGCUUCUAUCCUCACCAUACAAUACAACGUAUCAGCAGCAUCACUAUCACCAUCAUCAUCUUCAACCAGCAUCGCCACAGCAUAGCAAGCCCUAUGAUCCGGAACAUGCUCGCAUGGAGGCCUGGAUGGAUGAGAAUCAGGAUUUUGUACAGGACUAUUUUAUAAGAAAGGCAACCCGUCAGACAGUGGACGCCUGGCUCGUGUCGCAUGCCACCUCGGCUGGCAACGAUGUGGUCAGCAGCACUUCACCCACACAUGCCAAUGGACAGACUUGUUCCUCUCGUGGCGGAUCGGGGGCCACCACACCAGUGCGGAAAAUCUCGGCUCAUGAAUUCGAGCGCGGCGGUCUGCUUAAGCCGAUUGUCAAUACGAUUGAUGGGACUCCCACAUUUCUCAGCAUUGGGCCACAAAUGGAUAAUGUUGGCGGUGGCAGCUGCUCCAAUCUACAGACUGUCGGCGGCUUUGGGUCCGGCCAAUCUCAGUAUCAUCACCAUCAUAAUCAUCACCAGUAUCAUCAGCAUUAUCCGCAGCACAGUCAUUUCCAGGCUGGCGGAGCUGUGGGCAGCAGCAGCACCGGCGGGGUAAUGGGUCCUGGCGGCAAUGGCCAUCAGUAUCCUUAUUAUCCGUAUUGCCAUCAGCGACCGCAGCGAUUGUCCCGAAAUGAGUUGAAGCAGCUCGAUGAGAAGGAGUUGAUUUUUGAACUGGUAAAAGACAUUUGCAAUGAGCUCGAGGUGCGGACAUUGUGUCACAAAAUACUUCAGAAUGUCUCGGUAUUACUGAAUGCGGAUCGCGGAUCGUUGUUUCUGGUGCAGGGACGCUGCAAUAGCGCCGAUGGACUGAAAAAAUGUCUCGUCUCGAAGCUGUUCGAUGUCUGUCCACGUAGCACGGUCGAGGAAAUGGAACAGCAGGAGGAAGUCCGCGUGGCAUGGGGCACUGGCAUUGCCGGUCACGUGGCUGAGAGCGGCGAGCCUGUCAACAUCCCAGAUGCUUACCAGGACGAGCGGUUCAAUUGUGAAAUUGAUUCCUUAACUGGAUAUCGCACAAAGGCAUUGCUCUGUAUGCCCAUAAAGGAUUCAUCUGGCGAUGUAAUCGGCGUGGCGCAGGUCAUCAACAAAGUGAAUGGCGAAUGCUUCUCUGAAAUCGAUGAAAAGGUCUUUGCCUCGUAUCUGCAAUUCUGUGGCAUUGGACUGCGCAAUGCUCAGCUUUAUGAGAAAUCUCAAUUGGAAAUCAAACGUAAUCAGGUGCUCUUGGACUUGGCCCGAAUGAUAUUCGAGGAGCAAAGCACCAUUGAGCACAUGGUCUUCCGCAUCCUCACCCACAUGCAGAGUCUCAUUCAAUGUCAGCGUGUCCAGAUACUGCUGGUCCAUGAGGCCGACAAGGGCAGCUUUUCACGGGUCUUUGACUUUGAGGCAAACGAUUUGAGUGAGGAGGAGGCCACUUCCCGCACCAGUCCCUACGAAUCGCGUUUCCCGAUAAACAUUGGCAUCACAGGUCACGUGGCCACCACCGGGGAGACGGUGAAUGUGCCCAAUGCCUACGAGGAUGAUCGCUUCGAUGCCAGUGUGGAUGAGAAUCUGAGCUUCAAACAUCGCUCCAUCCUCUGCAUGGCCAUAAAGAACUCUUUGGGUCAGAUCAUUGGAGUUAUUCAACUAAUAAACAAGUUCAAUGAGCUGGAUUUCACCAAAAACGAUGAGAACUUUGUCGAGGCAUUUGCCAUCUUCUGCGGCAUGGGCAUCCACAAUACCCACAUGUACGAGAAGGCCAUUGUGGCAAUGGCCAAGCAGAGCGUCACCCUGGAAGUUCUCAGCUAUCAUGCAUCGGCCACCAUGGAUGAGGCCCAUCGCUUGCGCCGUCUUCGUGUACCAUCGGCAGUACAUUUCUGUUUACACGACUUUAAAUUCGAUGAUAUACACUUUGAGGACGAUGACACGUUGAAGGCCUGUCUGCGUAUGUUCUUGGAUCUCGAUUUUGUGGAGCGAUUCCACAUUGAUUACGAAGUUUUGUGCCGUUGGCUGUUGAGCGUUAAGAAGAAUUAUCGCAAUGUCACCUAUCACAAUUGGCGUCAUGCCUUCAAUGUGGCCCAAAUGAUGUUUGCCAUACUGACGACCACUCAAUGGUGGAAAAUUUUUGGUGAAAUCGAGUGUCUGGCUCUCAUAAUUGGCUGCCUUUGCCAUGAUCUCGAUCAUCGAGGGACUAACAACUCAUUUCAAAUAAAGGCCUCCUCGCCAUUGGCGCAGUUGUAUUCCACAUCGACCAUGGAGCAUCAUCACUUUGAUCAAUGUCUGAUGAUACUGAAUAGUCCUGGGAAUCAAAUAUUGGCCAAUCUAUCCUCAGAUGAUUAUUGUCGAGUCAUUCGUGUGCUAGAAGAUGCCAUUCUGUCCACAGAUCUAGCAGUGUACUUCAAGAAACGUGGCCCAUUCUUGGAUAGUGUGAGAGAACCUGUAAGCCACUGGGUGGACGAGGAACCGCGUGCUUUGCUGCGCGCCAUGAGCAUGACAGUCUGUGAUUUAUCGGCCAUUACCAAGCCGUGGGAGAUUGAGAAACGAGUGGCCGAUUUGGUUAGCUCCGAGUUCUUUGAGCAGGGCGACAUGGAGAAGCAGGAGCUCAACAUAACACCCAUUGAUAUCAUGAAUCGGGAGAAGGAGGAUGAAUUGCCCAUGAUGCAAGUGAAUUUCAUAGAUUCGAUAUGCUUGCCCAUCUAUGAGGCUUUCGCUCAACUCUCGGACAAGUUGGAGCCUCUUGUGGAAGGCGUGCGUGAUAAUCGUGGCCAUUGGAUCGAUCUGGCCGAUGUGGUAAAGACCAAAACUAGUCAGGAUCAGCAAGAGCAAAUUGUGAUAGCGAAUGGUGAUGGUAACAAGAAGACAAUGAGUGAUAAUGAUGAUGAUGUGGCUGAGCAGAAUGGCGCACAGACCGAACAGUUAAUUGUAAAUGGCCUGAAUGUAGCCAACAGCAGCAGAACUAAUAACAACAUUGCCGUCGUUGCUUCUCAUCCCACCAGCAUCCAGCCCAGUGAUGAUGAUGAUGCUGAUGAUAAUAAACAACACCCAACCCAAGCCGACGAUGAUGAUGAUGACGAUGUGGACAAAACGGUUAAUGGAGAUGGAGAUGCCGAGCUCAACCAAGAAGUGCAAGCCUAUCAUUCAAAUGGCAGUAGUUGCAUGUCCUCUGCCAGCUCAUCAUCCGUCUCCAGCCGCCUCUCCACACCACCACCCACUGGCGAAGAUGACAGUACUCCCGUCUCACCCUCGAAAAUGCUGCAGGCCAAUCUGGUGGCUGAUAAUCUGAACGCCUUGCAACGUAAGAGCUCAGCACCUGCUGCCGGACAAGUUCAGAAACUCCGCUGCAAGAGCUGUGAGAACUCUCGCUGUGGCCUUCAGGUGCGAAAGACCAGUUCCCUGAAGGGGGCUCAAGAGUUGGGUCAACAGAAUGGCAGGGCAAAGUGUGGAAUAUCUUCCAUUGACACCCUAUGCAAGAGCACUCCGGUUAUCAAUCAUCAACACAAUCACAAUCAUAACCAUCAGCAUCAGCAUCAGCAUCAUCAUCACCACCAUCACCAUUCCGCCUCGCAUCACAAUCACAAUCACCAUCAGAGCAGCGGCAUUGGUAGUGCCAGCAUUGGUGGCAGCGGCCUAAUAACCCUCACUGCUGCCCCCCUGCUUACUUUGGACAGUGAUAGAAUACCAAAAAUUGUUGGUAAAUUUGGCAAUCUCGAUGGUCUGCCAUUUGCCAAUGGCAUUGGAUGCACACCGAAUGGCAUGGCAUUCAACAGUUACCAGCAACAUCAUUCUCAUUCUCAUUCUCAUCUGUUGGCCCGCCGGCACUCGGAGACCAACACGAAUGGACCUACAGCCUUGACAGCUGAUAAAUAAAUGUAUCCCCCCCACAAGAUUUGUUGAUAUUCGAUGUGUAGAGGAUUCAUUCAUUCGAUUUACUAGUAUAUAAACUGGGUGUCUAGUCAAAAACCGGAUAAUUGAAGUGAUAACCCAAUUCAAGUGUAUUCGAACUUUGUCAGCAAUUGUCUCUCCCAAAAUUUAAUAUGUAUAUAUAGUUAGACUUCCCCCUCUCCUUUCCACCCCCCAUCAACAUCUCUCUCAUUUUGUAUAUAUUAUUCAAUUGAGCAACAGUAUCGCAGUUUAGUGAAAAAAGAAAAUUCAAGAAACACACACACACACAUACCAUAAGCAAAUUGUGCAACUAAAUAGCAAGAUUCCUAUAAGCUUAUGUAAUUGUACCUAUAUGUAUAUGCUGUCUAUCUAUAUAACUAAAAUUUUAGCAUAUCUUUAUAUAUAUAUAUAUAUAUAUUCUUGUAAAUGUAUGAUAAAGAAAAGAAGUCAAAUUCUCUAGAUUUUUAAGCACAGUUGAAAACAAAAACUAAAAUGUACCAAAAAGGCAGUUGACAUUUGCUUAAGGUUCAUUGAAAACAUCAAGUUUCCAAAACACUUAAACCCAAGUAUUGUAUAUCCAAGCAACUAAAGCCUACGUAUAUAUAUAUAUAUAUAUAUCUGUAUAACUUAAACAGUGUAACAGUUAGUUAAUUUAUCUUAUCCAUGGGUACCAAAAGUCUAACUUUAGUAGCAAAAGCAAAGAGAAAAGUAAAAAGCAACCGCUUAGUGAUGUUAACUGUCAAGUAACUGAAAACCUAACGCAAGCCUAGCUAAUGAUAACCUCUUCAAAAAACAAAAAAAAAAAACACACGAAAGAAAGAAAGAAAACAACAAAAAACACUAAGCGCUUUGUAUUUGAUCCAUGCGCUCUUUUCGAAUUUAAAUAAUUAUAAUAUUACUUUUAUAAGAAAGCGAUUAUGUAUACAUCUUACAAUACAUUAUAUGGCACUCUGGGCUGGCCUAAGCAAAACCCAAAAGUCAUUGCGAAAACCCAAACAAAAUACAUAGUCUUAGAUAUUGUGUAGUAAGCUAUAGCCUAUCAGCACGUCUAACGUAGAAAAUUUCAAAUACACAAAGCCAAUAAUAACCAUCUCUACACAUAUGUAUGUACAAUACAUAUGUUUAUAUAAAUACCAUACAAUACAUCCCUAGAUUAUAUUGUA